AUGAGACUAGUUAUUACAACAGGAUCAUUUGGCUUUAAUCAGUUAAUAGAUCGUAUUAUAUUGUCAAUUGACAUAAUUAGUCUACAAUAUAACGAGAUAUAUAUACAGUACGGUAUGAAAGAACCAGAAUCAUUGAAGAAUUUGUGCUUGGAUGGGAUUCCUGUUAGAAUACAUAAAGUACGUUAUUAUUCUGAUAUAAAUGAGUUUGUGAUGGGUGCAGAUUUAAUUAUAACGCAUGGUGGUACUGGGACUGUUAUUUCCUUAUUGGGAAAUACUUCCUUAUUAGGAAAUAUUCCAUUUAUAGUAAUACCCAAUAAGGAAUUAAUUAAUAAUCAUCAGGUGGAAUAUUGUGAUAGUAUAUCUAGUGAUAUAUUUGUGUCUGACUUGGAUUCUGUUGUGAAUGACAUCCUCAAGGGGGGAGUACAGAAGAGACGGCUUGGUCUGUCAGAGUCACUGUGGGCCGAGGAGAUCAUGCCUUAUUUGUGA
This is a messenger RNA of Nematocida ausubeli, 486 nucleotides long. RefSeq lists its product as uncharacterized. Lineage: Eukaryota; Fungi; Microsporidia. Gene Ontology annotation, biological process: dolichol-linked oligosaccharide biosynthetic process. The coding region runs from base 1 to 486 and encodes 161 amino acids. The transcript has a single exon. The record is from RefSeq and is a predicted model, not a curated record. Gene Ontology annotation, molecular function: hexosyltransferase activity.